Molecule: messenger RNA, 2012 nt
Organism: Schistosoma margrebowiei
Lineage: Eukaryota; Metazoa; Platyhelminthes; Trematoda; Strigeidida; Schistosomatidae
Source: the annotation of a GenBank genome assembly
GGCCUGAGCACCAAAUGGAUGUUUAGUGUGUGCAUAUUUACAUAACCAAAAGCAUUUUGUUUGCAUAUUACCGGAUCUUGUGCAUUGCUUCAUAAAUACAUACAUAUAUACAUACAUACAUAUGUAGAUUGGGACAACAGUACGUUGGAAUGGUGUAGAGUCGAUAGGCCACCAGUAUAUAAGACCUGGAUACGGUUAUCAGACAAUAGAAAAAAAAAGAAUUUUUCUUUAACUACCCUGAAAUUAAAGAAAUAACUCAAUAAUUUUUCCUCCUGAAAAUAUUAUUUAAAUACAUGACUACAUGUCCACUUGUUAAUACUUAUUUAUUACUUAUUUAUUCUAUGCACAUAACAGGCAGCAAAAACUUAUUAUAGAAUUCCUAUUAUACAAAAAUAAUUACUAGUCAUUAGAAAUCCAGUUCAUUCAUUAUAAUAUUUUUGUUGUUGCUAUCUUGUGAAUUAUAAAUACUCAUUUUCAUAUAUAAACAAACAAAAAACAAUGAUUCGAUCAACUCAAAACCGUUUAAAUAUUCAAUUUAAUUCGAAGUUUUUUCACUGGGUCAUAUUAUUUUUAUUUUAUAUUACAAUCAAUCAAAUCUCAUUAGUUAUUUCAAAUGGAUGCCUUCAACCUAAUGGAAUGUCUAUAUGUUGUGCCGGUCGUGAAAAGAAAUGUUUUGUUUACAAAUCAACUGGACAAUCUUCAAUAUCUAGAUAUUAUCCAUGGAAGAAAUAUCGUAGUGUAGCUGGUCAUUCAAGUCCACGUGAUCGUUGUUAUUGUGAUGAAAGUUGUGUCAUUACUGGAGAUUGUUGUCAUGAUUAUCAUUUCACAUGUCAAAAAACAAAAGUGGAUUGUACAGUCAGUGAAUGGGGACCUUGGACAAGUUGUGAAUAUACAUGUGGUCAAAGUGUUAGUACACGUUACAGACAAAUUCAAAUUAAACCAAGUAAUAAUGGUAAGCCAUGUCCAGAGUUGAAUGAAACAAGACCAUGUAUUGGACAUAAUUGUGCAUCGAAAAGAUUUGGAAGAUCUGGAACGCUGAUGGUACCUUAUGUUUAUGAUAUUAAAGCUGAAGUGGCACAUUUACUACCCGUACGUGGAGAUGUAUUGGAUUUAACUAGACGUUAUGAUAUGCGUUUUGAUGUUCGACGUAAACUCUAUCUUGGUAGAUUAAUAAAAAUGAAUAAGACUGAACAACCAGAACCUGAUCCGUACUGUGCAGUAUAUGAGAUUACGUAUUCAAAUCAGGCUUGUCAAUCACAGAAUUUGUUAUGGCAAUUUUCACAGUCACGAGAUAUGUAUCCUUCUUAUUAUUAUCCUAAUCGUUAUAAACGACAUAAUGAUUAUAAUGGUCAAUCAAUCACUUUUAGCCGUAAAUCAUUUCUCCACAAAAAACAAUACAGUACAGUUGGAAAUACUGAUCUGAACAAAAAUUGGGAAGACAAUUAUUCGAAUUCUGAAUCAUGGAUUACUCAUUCAGCGUUACUUACACCAGGUCAACAAAUCUGUGUGACAUGUUAUCCAACAUAUAUGAGGGAAGAUUUAGGUUACAGAUGCACUGGAUCUGGAUUGCCAAAUGUUGAGACUAGAUGGCGUGCACUACGUACUUCUGAUUGUCAAGGUAGAUUUCGUAUGGUUAGUAUACCACAAAGAUCAUGUACAUGUGGUCGAGGUGUUGCAUCAUUUGUAUUUGUUUAAUCAUUAAUACAUCAAUCUAUGCGAAAUUGUGUACGUAUUUAUUAAUUUUUCUAAUACAAACUUGAAUACAACAUAAUAAACACAUACACACAUAAAUUUUCAUCAUUUUUUUGUUGCCAAUCUAUCUUCAGAAAGAAAAUAGUAAUUAUGAUUAUAAUUUCCAAAUACAUAUAUUACAUAGAAGGUUUGCAUUUGCUAAAUAAUUACAACUAACUAAUUUGUAAUCAUUAUGACUGGUAUUAAUUUAGGUGAAUCUUUUAAUGAAGUGUUUUGUUAUUAUUAUUAUUAUUAUUAUUAUUAUUAUUAUUAUUAUUAUU